AUGCACAGCCUCACGAGUGCCGGUUUCUCGGUUCCAGAUCUACCAGGUAUACGACACGUGGUCGAUGACUUUCUCUUGUGGCUGGUGCUGCAUCGAGUAAUCUUUAACUUUCGUAACUCAGACAAACGAUCCUUGAUCGCCCGAUUCGACGAGGCAGCAUACAUGUCCGUGUCGUCGGAGAAUCAGGACCGCAGAACCUUUAAAACACUUACACAACAACGGGCGACCGAAAACUGCGGCCCUCCAUGA
Pyricularia oryzae 70-15 is the source of this 249-nucleotide messenger RNA. RefSeq lists its product as uncharacterized. The coding region runs from base 1 to 249 and encodes 82 amino acids. The record is from RefSeq and is a predicted model, not a curated record. NCBI's taxonomy places the organism in Eukaryota, Fungi, Ascomycota, Sordariomycetes, Magnaporthales, Pyriculariaceae. The transcript is spliced from 2 exons.